Tarenaya hassleriana is the source of this 911-nucleotide messenger RNA. RefSeq names its product dehydrin ERD14-like. The record is from RefSeq and is a predicted model, not a curated record. Gene Ontology annotation, biological process: response to water. Gene Ontology annotation, cellular component: membrane. The transcript has 2 exons. The coding region runs from base 121 to 717 and encodes 198 amino acids. NCBI's taxonomy places the organism in Eukaryota, Viridiplantae, Streptophyta, Magnoliopsida, Brassicales, Cleomaceae.
AGUACCAAAACCGUCACUGAGACAUAAAAGAUAAAUCAAAAUUCGAAAUCUCUCAGAUCAUCGUUAAAUUCAAGUUUAGAGCGUUUUCUUUGUCCGAUCAAUCAAUCGUUGGGGAUCGCCAUGGCUGAGGAGGUGAAGAACGUGACUGAGCCCGAGGCGCCAAAAGUAGCGACGGAAGAGUCAUCGGCGGCCGGAGAGGUCAAGGAUCGGGGAUUGUUCGACUUCAUGGGGAAGAAGGAGGAAGCGAAGCCUGAGGAGGCGAUCGCUACGGAGUUCGAUCACAAGGUUCACGUCUCGGAGCCGGCGCCGGAAACGAAGCACGAAGAGGAGGAGAAGCCUAGUCUCCUGGAGAAACUUCAUCGAACAAGCAGCUCUUCUAGUUCCUCGAGCGAGGAAGAAGACGAGAAUGGGGAGAAGAGGAAGAAGAAGAAGGAGAAGAAGAAGACUGAAGGAGAGGGGAAAACAGAGGAGGAGAAGAAAGGGUUUAUAGAGAAGAUCAAGGAGAAGCUUCCUGGGCACAGCAAGAAACCGGAGGAUGCCUCAGCCGCGGUGCCUGCGCCUGCACCUGCACCUGCACCUGCACCUGCACCUGCGGCGGAAGAGAAGGUGGAGCAUCCGGCGGAGAAGAAGGGACUUCUGGAGAAGAUCAAGGAGAAGAUUCCUGGCUACCAUUCCAAGAGUGGAGAAGAGGGGAAGAAGGAAAAGGAGUCUGAUUAAAGGUGGUGAUGAAGGGGAUUUCUGCUAUGCUUUUUUUUUUUUGUGAUAAAAGUGAUUAUGCGCUGGUGGUGAUGAUGAUCUUUUGUCUGUGUUGUGGAAGUUUGUCGUCGGCCUUGGGUUUGUGUAUUUGGUGAUCACCUUUAUGUAUUUGUUGUGUAUUUGGCUGAUACAAAGUUUGUAUUUUGUUUGUUUUA